Molecule: messenger RNA, 7294 nt
Organism: Lymnaea stagnalis (great pond snail)
Lineage: Eukaryota; Metazoa; Mollusca; Gastropoda; Lymnaeidae
Source: the annotation of a GenBank genome assembly
GGUUUCAUGGCUCGGCUUGUUAUCUUGGACUUUCCUAGACAGCUGUCUUAAACGUUCUUUUCGCUCUUAAAUGUAAUGUUUGAAUUUUCUGUCCAGUGAAUUUUAUCAUAUCUAGACACAAAAGCAUUUCUAAGUUAGUUUAUGAAACGCAGUGUAGUCUUUCCUUGAUAUUGCUGACAACGUGCUACAUUUAAGCUACCAUGUCGUUCUUCAAACGUAAGUCAAUUGUAGAACGAGAUAUGAGACACUGUUUAAGAGUUAUUUGAUUUAUUAAAAGAGAAAUAAAGUAAUUUGUUGUUAACAAUGUUAUAAUUUAAUUCGGUAUACACAUUUGGUUUAGGUCAGGAGGAAGGAAUUUGAGUGAGUGCAGUGAGGCAGAAUGGGAGGAGACAAAGAGGGCAAGAGUAAGGAGUAUUAUAUGUGUUAAGGGUUAAUUUGUGGAUGAUAACUGUUAAAUAUUGAGUAUGGGUGUAAGCUGUAAUGUAGAGAUAGUCAGUGUGUAGCAUGACUAAGUAAGGACUGUUUUCUGAUGGACUUUGGAGGUAAUUGAGAUAGUGUAGUUAGUCAUGGUAGACCAUGGCCUAAGUAAUGACUGGUUUUUGAGGGAUUUUGGAGAUAAGUGGUUAUUUAACUGUAGUCAGGGUAUAUAGCAUAUAGCAUGGCUAUAGUAAGUAUUGGUUCCUAAAAGAGUUUAGCUGUAAAGGUAAUGUGGAGGUCGCUAGGGUAUAGCAUGGCUUAAUUUGGGACUGGUUCCUGUUGGAGUUUUGAGGUAAGUAGGUAUGUAGAGCUAGUCAGGGUAAAGCAUUGCUAAGUUGGGACUUGUUCCUGUAAUUGAAACUCAAACAAGUGCACAGUUGUUAAGGGAGAGUGAUAGAGUCUUUGUUGGAAAUAAGGGAAGAGGUGAGAGUUUUCAAAAAAAAAAAUUAGCUCAUCGAAAUGCUAUAUGCAUGAUGAAGAAAUGGUGUGGGACUUCCUGGACUCAAUGUGACGUCAAUGUGAAUGUCGCGACGUCAAUUUUGAAGGAUGAAACCAGAAACACCAAAUACGUUUUUCUGAUUUGGAUUGACAUCCCUAACACAGUCCUAUUAUAUCAAAAGUAACUUUAAAAUCAUCUUUAGCAGAUGCGAGGAAUUACAGAAUAGAUAUAUAAUGUAACAAAUUUAACUACAACUUGUUCCUAUAAGGGAUUGAUUAUUCGAGUUCAAGUUUUAAAAAGAAAAAAAUUGCAUCACUCAUAAAAAAUUUAUUGCAAGAAAUUUUUUAAAAUAAAUCUCCUUUAACACCACUUACGUUUAUGAUUUAUUACCAGAAAUCUCGGUCGAAUUUCAGCUAAUACAAGUUUUCUUGGAAAUUCUCAGAUCCAAGGAAUUAACUGGUAUACUCAUAUUUUUCAAAUAAAGAGUGUCAUAGAUAGUCACUAUAUAAAAAUACAAUUAACAGAAAAGGAACGUUAAUCUUUUAAAAGACAUUAGAAAUGAACUUGGCGUCUCUUUUCUUUUUUUGCAUUUGCUCUGAGCUAAAUGUACACGUGUAUGGGUGUGUGUAUUUCGCUUCCCAAACACUCUAAACUCAAAAUACUCUACAGUGACACAGUCAAUACAGUGUUUGCACUUCUUUGUCUAAGACAAGAAAUGAUCUGAGAAAGAAAGAUAUUUAUUACAGGGCAUUGUCUUAACAAGGAACUAUUAAAAUUUGAAGUCUUCAGGGCACCUCGCCACUUUGCGAAGUAUGGAAGGAAUAAAAUACAAUUUUAAUUUUGAGGUUAGACAAAUAUUUUUAUGAUUUAAUUGAUUAUCUAAAAAUAAUUUGUGUGUGUGUGAAUGGGCUGACUUUUUGUGAGUACCUAACACAAAAUAUGAAAUUUAAUUUUUAUGGUUUUCCUUUGUAUAUAUAAAUAUAUAUAAAUAUAUAUAUAUAAAUAUAUAUAAAUAUAUAUAUAUAUAAAUAUAUAUAAAUAUAUAUAUAUAUAUAUAUAUAUAUAUAUAUAUAUAUAUAUAUUAAUGACGUUUUAAAUUGUAUAUUUUCUCUUUAGUGCUGCCAAGUUUAAACUAAUUAUUAAUGUUCAAACAUUUUCCACAGUGAGGUUUAUUUUUCUAUUAAUGUGUUUCUUCCACCCUACUAAAAGUUUCAGGAACACAUUUACCAAAAGAUUUCACAAAUCCUUCGUAAUUACCAACAUCUCACUACUGGUUACACAUAUCCCAUUAUUACAGUAAAAGGAUGAAAUUGUAUACCUUUGUGUGUACACUUUCAAUUCAUUAGAGCAUAUGCGGUUCUAGGAGCCAUAGUUUGAUUCACGUUGAUCGGGGUGUUGAAACAAGGUUGUGUUAAUCCAUUUAAAAUAAAAGGGAAAUUACAUAUUUUUUUUAAAAAUUAUAAGGAGAUAUUUUCGUAUCUGCAUAGGAGUGUAUUUAUUUGCUUCUUUGCUAAAAAAAAAUGAAGCCCCUUAGGCUUAAUGCCCGCACCUUUGGAAAGGUUGCAGGUGGACACUGCAACAAUUACCUGUACCCAAAGAGCUGUAAAUUAAAAAAAAGAGAAACAAAUGAAAAAAAAAAAUGCAGAUAAGAUUUUAUAUUUUGGCGCUCCGAGACAAGCUUGAGUUGAACGCUGAAUUCGCAUGGACGGCAAUUAAUAUGCUGGCAUCUCCAAUAAUUUUGUCCUUAUCUUCAGCCAACGGUGGGCUUCUUGAAAUAGUUCAAAAUAUUUUUGUUUUAAAUAAAAGACGUUCAGUUCUUAUCGUUUAAUAACGUAGAAGUGAUUAUAAUUGAAAUAAUUAUGGCGACAACCAAAUCUUAUCUCUUAAUUUUUUAAAGGGCGAAAUUUGUUGCAUUAAACCUGAACUUUUAUUGUUUUAUUUACACCUAUUGUUUGUGUCUAAUUAAUCUACAUUAAAAGACUAUUACGCAUGGAGAAAGAAUGCAAUUGUUUUUGUUGGGUUUGAGAGGUGAGCAGGUUGUUUUAAACAUUAAGUAGGAUCGAUUUUGUCGGUACAUUUUCAUUAUGGAUUUUGCUAUACGUUUUAGAGCUACCAAAUAUUUUUGAUGAUCCACAAUCACAUAAAAGAUCGCAUCAAAACUAAUAUAUAUAUAUAUAUCACAUAUAUAUAUUAAAUUUAAAUGCGUAUUUGAUUUAGUAUGACAUAAACUUGAUGUAAUUUCUUAGACCGAAGAUAAUUAUUUAUAUAUAUAAGUUAAGGAUUACAAAAAUUUUUAAUUGUUUCAAAAAUGUUUGCAUAAAUGGUAGAGAUUGUUGAAAGCUGAAAUUGUUCCAUGAAUUUCCUGUAUGGUAUAUGAUGAAAUUGUGUCUUCCUUUAAAAAAAAAUAAUUAAGUCUAAUUUUCGGGUGUUCGGAUGUUCGGGUAGGGUCGUUUAUGUGAAAGCCUAUACAAGACUACAAACAGAAAUAAGUAAUGGCAUUUGCAAGGCAUAUUAUCUACUCCAUAGAAAUUUGGGAGAGAAGUUUAAUCUUUGCUUUAACUCGUUCACUGACCCUCACUUUCCUGUCUAUCUCUCUGAACUGUUGCUUCCUUACAUCCCCACAAGACAACUACGUUCUUCCAUUGACAGUAGAACCCUCUCAAUCCCAAGAACUAAAACUAAGAAAACUCAUCUGUUUAGGUCCGCCUAUGACCUGUGAUGCACCCUCCUUGCCCUACCUAAUUUUCUGUUUCGGUUUAAUCCUGAAGUGUCAAAGUGUCCUCUUUUUAUAGCCAUUUUCAUUGUUUCUAUAUAAUAGUAGUUACUAUCCUAGUGUCUCAUUUGUAUUUACUUAGUUUACUUGUUUUAAUAAUUGUAAAGCGCUUAGAGCUUUAUGAUAAGCGCUAUAUAAAAAAUGCCUAAAUAAAUAAAUAAAUAAGUUUUAAAAAAAAUAAAUUGAAAUAAAAAUUAAAUAAAAGUUCAAAUUAAGGAUAUAUUGGUCAGCAGAAGUCAGGACGAAGAUGGGGGUUGGGGGAGGGGAACGGAAUAGAAAGCAAGAUUCGGCGAAGAGUUGAGUUUGUAGUGGAUGAAGUAGAAGAGUUGAGUUUGUAGUGGAUGAAGUAGAAGAGUUGAGUUUGUAGUCGAUGUAGAAGAAGAGUUGAGUUUGUAGUGGAUGAAGUAGAAGAGUUGAGUUUGUAGUCGAUGUAGAAGAAGAGUUGAGUUUGUAGUGGAUGAAGUAGAAGAGUUGAGUUUGUAGUGGAUGUAGAAGAAGAGUUGAGUUUGUAGUGGAUGAAGUAGAAGAGUUGAGUUUGUAGUCGAUGUAGAAGAAGAGUUGAGUUUGUAGUGGAUGAUGUAGUGGAUGAAGUAGAAGAGUUGAGUUUGUAGUGGAUGUAGAAGAAGAGUUGAGUUUGUAGUGGAUGAAGUAGAAGAGUUGAGUUUGUAGUCGAUGUAGAAGAAGAGUUGAGUUUGUAGUGGAUGUAGAAGAAGAGUUGAGUUUGUAGUGGAUGAAGUAGAAGAGUUGAGUUUGUAGUGGAUGUAGAAGAAGAGUUGAGUUUGUAGUCGAUGUAGAAGAAGAGUUGAGUUUGUAGUGGAUGAAGUAGAAGAGUUGAGUUUGUAGGGGAUGUAGAAGAAGAGUUGAGUUUGUAGUGGAUGAAGUAGAAGAGUUGAGUUUGUAGUCGAUGUAGAAGAAGAGUUGAGUUUGUAGUGGAUGAAGUAGAAGAGUUGAGUUUGUAGUCGAUGUAGAAGAAGAGUUGAGUUUGUAGUGGAUGAAGUAGAAGAGUUGAGUUUGUAGUGGAUGUAGAAGAAGAGUUGAGUUUGUAGUGGAUGAAGUAGAAGAGUUGAGUUUGUAGUCGAUGUAGAAGAAGAGUUGAGUUUGUAGUGGAUGAAGUAGAAGAGUUGAGUUUGUAGUCGAUGUAGAAGAAGAGUUGAGUUUGUAGUGGAUGAAGUAGAAGAGUUGAGUUUGUAGUCGAUGUAGAAGAAGAGUUGAGUUUGUAGUGGAUGAAGUAGAAGAGUUGAGUUUGUAGUCGAUGUAGAAGAAGAGUUGAGUUUGUAGUGGAUGAAGUAGAAGAGUUGAGUUUGUAGUCGAUGUAGAAGAAGAGUUGAGUUUGUAGUGGAUGAAGUAGAAGAGUUGAGUUUGUAGUCGAUGUAGAAGAAGAGUUGAGUUUGUAGUGGAUGAAGUAGAAGAGCUGAGUUUGUAGUCGAUGUAGAAGAAGAGUUGAGUUUGUAGUGGAUGAAGUAGAAGAGUUGAGUUUGUAGUCGAUGUAGAAGAAGAGUUGAGUUUGUAGUGGAUGAAGUAGAAGAGUUGAGUUUGUAGUCGAUGUAGAAGAAGAGUUGAGUUUGUAGUGGAUGAAGUAGAAGAGCUGAGUUUGUAGUCGAUGUAGAAGAAGAGUUGAGUUUGUAGUGGAUGAAGUAGAAGAGUUGAGUUUGUAGUGGAUGAAGUAGAAGAGUUGAGUUUGUAGUGGAUGAAGUAGAAGAGUUGAGUUUGUAGUGGAUGAAGUAGAAGAGUUCAGCUUGUAGGGGAUGAAGUAGAAGAGCUGAGUUUCUAAUGGAUGUGGUAGAAGAUUUUGAUAUUUAGGGAGAGAGAAUAAGCGAUUUUGUUGAGAAUUUUUAUGAGAGAAUAUAGUGGUAUGAAUGGAUCGAUCAUCAUUGAUCCAAAACAAAAAAUGGAAGAAUUUAAAAUUGUAGUACAAUUGUAGCGCCUCAUUUUGUCCAAUGUUAUAUGGGUGUUUCAUUCAAGUUAGUUUAUUCAAUAAUUUGUGCAUUUUCAAAAUUUAUUUUUUCAGGUUUAUUUAUGAAGCCCCGGGAAAAGUAUGCUGAAGAAAAAGAUGAUCCCAACAAUUGCAGCGAUUCAACGUUAAAUUACCUGCUCAUAGGGAAAGCUGGCAAUGGGAAGAGUUCCUCCGGAAAUUCUUUGGUAGGGGAAACAGUUUUUAAAUCUUUUGAUGCAUCAACAGCGGGAACUAAAUUUGUAUAUAGUUAUAAAACCAAACGAUUUGGAAAAGAGAUGUGUGUUGUUGACACACCUGGGUUACACGACACCGAACUUCAGGCAGCUAUUGAAAACGCUAGAUUUGCAAGGAAAUAUAUGACGAAAGCUUUUAAGGUUUGCCCUGAAGGCUUCCAUGCAAUGCUGAUCGUUUUAAACAUCACCAACAAGUAUACCGCCGAGGACAAUAAUGUGAUUGAGUUACUGACAGAUAUUUUCGGAGAGGUUAUGUUUGAUUACACCAUUCUAAUCUUUACUCGUGGAGACAACUUUGAUAAUGAACAUCAUUUGUGUGAUGCCGACAGGAGUCAAGAAUUUUUUAAGUAUUGGUGUAAACAACAAGCAGAUGAUCUUGGAGAAUUACUAAAGAAAUGUCAGUACAGGGCUGUGUUGUUUCACAACACAGACACAUAUGAAUUACAAAGAGAUGUGGAGUUACUUGCUUUAGAUAUUGAAAUGAAAAAAAUAUCAGGUAAAAGAGGUCUAUAUACAGAAAGAACUUUCCAAUUGAAUGAACACAGAAGAAUACAUUUGAUAUUAAAUAAAUAUCAACCUGAACUUGAGAAAGAAAUUGAUGAAAAACUGCUAACUCUGAAGAAAGAACUUCAGCUCAUUAAAUCAGAUGGUGCGAAAAUUACAGAAAAGGCUAUAGAAGCUUUAGAAGCUAUAAAUAAUCAUGACUCUAAGUAUCCUACUCUAGAUACCGUGAAGGAGGCUAUAGAAAUUCUAAAAAAUAAUUUUGGGCUUGAAAAAACAAAUCAAGAAAAGUUUCACCUAACUACAAAGGUUCAGGAAAUAAUUGAUGGUCCAGUUUUACUUGAGCUAAGGUCAUUGAGUGAUGUCAUUGACAACAUCAGAAAUCCUGAAAAACACAAAGAGGAACUGAAAAACAAAGCGCGGGCGCUUUCUCGGUACAUAGAAGAGGAAGCCCUUGGAACUGAUUGGCUCGAUAAUUGGAUACAAAAAGUUAAAAUGCUUCUACUUGAAAUAGAUGAUUUAGAUACCAAGGGAACCGGGACACUAAUAGAAUAUAGAUAACCUGAAGAAUUAUUGUUUGGUCCCUCGAUGCCCGGAACCCGUAAGCACGAUGCGUGUAUGACUGUAUGUAGGACUACUGACUAAAGGCUGGCAGGAAGGGUGUAGGGAUGUUUGUAUGCCUAUUGUUUAAAGGACGGCAAAUUUAACAGACAAUGAGAAGAUAACUGUUUUUUGUGUGGAAACAAUUAGACCCAAAAGGAACUUCUCAAAAAAAAAAAAAAAAUCCGGACCAGCUUAAGCCCUAUAAUAGCAAAUGUCGAGGAUGUGUUCAGCAUGGUUUGGUUGUGUCUUUACGAAGAUGUGUGCAUUUUGGUGUACGUUCAAAUUAAAAGGGAAAAAAAAAAGAAUAGCUUGCC